UUUUCUUUUUGUGAAUAUUUAUGAAGUGUUUUAAAUGUUUGGAUGGAAGGUGUUUUAGAAAUACUAUAUAUUACUAUUACUUGAGAUUAGACAGAUACAAAGUUCUAACCUAUGUAAGUAUAGUGGGUGAUUUACCCAGGAUGGAGCACUAACUAGCCAGUCAGGAUUUGCAUUUUCCAAAUAACACAUUACUAGGUGCAAGGUCAUUCCAGGAUAUCCAUUUGCCCGUGGUACUUUGUGAGAUGUCAUGAGAGAAUAAAUAUUUGACAGAUAUUAGUCAUGUUUCUUAAUGCACUGUUGGAAAGUGCUCGGAUAUUAUGGUGAUGAGCAUGGUAUAAGAACCUAUAUAAGAUAGAACGGAAUCUGGUUUGAUGCAGUGCCAAUGUAUUGCAACAGAAUGAGAUUCUGAAACAGCAGCAUCUCACUGCAUUAUCAUGUGGAUAUUUUGACACAAAAUCAGUACGGUGUGUUACAUUUUGAAGUCCUGUUGUAGAUCUACUUGUGUGAAUGUUUGAGGCUGCACUAUGAUUAUCCUGGUGUGAUCAGGUUUUGAGAUGGUGCUACCUUGUUGUAUCUCAUCACAAUGUUUUGAGGCGUCCUGCUGCAACACAAUGGUAGCAUUUUGAGGCAGUGGGUGUCAUUGCUUUGUUACAGCAUGAUGAUAGUCUUAGGUGGGUAUGGUGGUGUAACUGUUUGAGGUGGUGGCCUCACAUUGUAUCACAGGAACAUGACUUUUGGAGGCAACGACAUGGCAUGAGAUCAUGACACCAUGGUGUGGUGACUUUCUGAGACAGCACCAACAGCAUGAAAGCAGUUUUGAGGCAUUUGGUGCAGGGUGGUGCUUGGGUUAAAGAUUAAAUUUGUGGGCCCACACCUCCCACUGUAGUGCAGCCAGGCCAGACCCAGUCACUCCCUGUGUGGGGAUCCAGGAGUUCCAACUUUGCCCCCUCAUAAGGAAAAAGCUGUGGAGAGAGACUGGGAAUUUGUCUGGCCUUAUGUAGUUGAGCCAAUCAGAACGGAGUCAGGUGAGUGACAGCCAAUCUUUCCAUUCAGCAACAAAGGGACCCCGGCACCAAAGGCAGACGAUUGUCUGCGAGAGAACGUAUUUCUCAACCAAUCAAGUUUAGGGGUAGGAAAGAGGGCGGCCUCUUACCACUCAGAAUACAGGCUGAGGCAGGACAAAGCACAGAGUGGCGGCUCUUCGCCCAAUGGCGGAUGGGAUCGCGUUUGAACCGUCCAAUGAGAUGGCCGGAGGGGGGCACGUCUUUUUGCGGGUAUAAAACCAGCUGCUGGGGCAGGCGGCGGCGGCUGGCAUUUGUUGGCGGCGGCGGGGAGUGGAAAUUAUCUCCUGCCGGCCUCUCGCUCCGGAGCUUUCGCCCCUCUCUCCCCGCCAUGACGACCACCACCACCUACAAGGGCGUGGACCCCAACGGCAGGAACAGCUCCAGGGUAUUGCGCCCUCCAGGUGGAGGUUCCAAUUUCAACUUGAGCUUUGAUUUGCCAAAAGAGCAGCCUGUGCGAAGGAACAAAAUGGCAUCCAACAUCUUUGGUCUUCCUGAAGAGAAUCCAGUUUCUAGGGAUGGCUCAACAGGGGCCAUGCCCAGAGGUGUCAGAGAAGAUUCUGAACCAUCUGGACCCCAAAGGAAAAACUCUUCUGAUGCAAACUGUGGGGACUUUGUAGAUCCAAAGGAUGGGGAAAGCGGUGAAACUUUUGAAAACAUUGAGGCUGAUGUAGAAGCUGCUCCAGGCCAGAGUGAAGAAAAAACCCUGCCUGCUGCACCUGUUCCUAGCCCAGUAGCACCAGUACCUGCACCAUCCAGGAGAAAUCCACCUGGUGGAAAGUCCAGCCUAGUCCUCGGUUAAACCCAUUCCUUUCUGACUGUUUUGAACUCGUGUCUGUUUCUUUUCCCCCAUGCUUGUGAACUGCACAACUUGAGCCUGACUGUACAUCUCGAAUUUCUUUCAUUAAAAAGAAGCACUUUAUGUACUGCCGUUUUUUUAUUUUUUAAAAAACUUUUUUUUUUUCAUUUGUUUGGUCUCCCCUGGAUCUACUGGAAAUGACAUGAGUGUUUUCUAGUAGUAAACAUGAGGGAAAGCUUUGAGGGAUAGUAAUUGGCUCUAAGUGUGCUUAGAGGGUUUUUGUACGGAGAUUUUUAGAACCUCUUAUAGUCAGCUUUACAAGGGUUUAGAAUUCUAGUUGACCAGGCCAGCAAACAAUCAACGAGAGCAGACCCCCUUCACCGCACACAACUGUUGGUUAUCCAAAACUUAAUUGACUUCCAUGUGGUAAAUGUCUCAGAACAGUGCAGAAGUGUGAUCUAGUGUAUGCCAUGCUGCCUUUAAUAAGGAGUAUCUUAGAGUUGGACCAUUAUGAAAUGGGGCAUGUGCCAUAUUUAGGGCUGAGAUGUCUGUCCUAAUACUGGGGGGGGAUUUGGGUGUACAGCAGAAACUUAAUCCAGUAAAGGUAGAAUGAGGUGUGGAUCAUACAAGAGUGGUUGUUCAAGUAAAAAUUACAGGGGCAUUUUAUUAUAAAUGACUCAAUGCUGUGCAUGAUCAUGCUGGUGCUUGACCAUGAGGUGAAAAUCUCAUCGUUUUAAAAUGUGUGUUGUAACUUCACAAAGCUGGACUGUUGCUUAAAAGUAAAUAAUAUAGAAGUUUUGAA
This is a messenger RNA of Chelonia mydas (Green sea turtle), 2662 nucleotides long. RefSeq names its product Jupiter microtubule associated homolog 1 (gene JPT1). The coding region runs from base 1216 to 1863 and encodes 215 amino acids. The record is from RefSeq and is a predicted model, not a curated record. The transcript has 5 exons. NCBI's taxonomy places the organism in Eukaryota, Metazoa, Chordata, Testudines, Cheloniidae. Gene Ontology annotation, cellular component: nucleus.